AUGAAUAAUGAUAAUAAUUGUGGGUCAGGAGAAAUGAACAUAUGUGAGGAUAUAGAAGAAUUAAUUGAAGAUUUAAUAUAUUAUAUUAGAACAAACGAUAUAGAAGAAGUAAAAAAAAUUUUAGAAGAAGAUUCUAGAAUAAUUAAUUUAAAUAAUAUUAAAGAUGAGAAUGAUAAUACAUUAUUACAUUUUGCUUGUGCAAAUAAUAAUAUAGAUAUGAUUCUAUUCUUACUAUAUGAAUGUAAUAUAGAUUAUAAUCAAUACAACAAAAGUGGUAACACUCCCUUAAUGUGGUCCAUACAAAACAAACAUAUAGAAUCUACUAGAGAAGUUUUAUUCUUCGAUUAUUAUUUAAAUAAAAUUAAAUAUAAUAAUUUAGAAAAGAAAAAAAAUGAAGUAUUUGAAAAUAUUAGAAAUGUUAUUGACAAUAAUUUUAUAAAUCCUAAUUAUAGGUUAUCACAAAAUAUAAAAAAGAAAAUCAAUGCAAUCGAUAUAUAUAAAUUGUAUGACAAAAUAAAUGAGAAAAAUAUAAACAAUGAAAAUAUAAAUAAUAAUAUAAUUACAUGUGAUGAAAUAUUACAAAAUAUUAAGGAAGAACAACUUAUUCAUUAUAAAGAAAGGAACAAAAUUAAUUUAUUAAAAAAAAAUGAAUUUAAUAAAAGUAUUUUAUCUGAAGCGUUUGAUGCACAGAAUGAACAGAUUCUACAUCUAAUUUUGAAUCACCCCAUAUCUGUUGUGUUGGAUAACCAAGAAGAACAACUAGAAGAUGAUAAUAAAAAUAGAGAUGUUGGUGAUAAUAAAAAUAGAGAUGGUGGUGAUAAUAAAAAUAGAGAUGAUGGUGAUAAUAAAAAUAGAGAUGAUGGUGAUAAUAAAAAUAGAGAUGAUGAUGAUAAUAAAAAUAUAGAUGAUGGUGAUAAUAAAAAUAGAGAUGGUGGUGAUAAUAUAUGUGUAAAUAUGAGUGAAGAGUACCCCACCAAAAAAAAUGACAACACCAAUAAUAAUAAUAUUAAUAGUAAUAGUAAUAAUUUUUGUGGUAGUGUGACUUCUAAUAUACAUAAUAAUGAAUCAAAUAAAAAAUUUACAACAAAUAUUGAAGAAGCUAAAAUAAUUCAAGAAAAGGUUUAUCAAUUAAAAAUAGAUAAUAACAUAAAAAAAAAAGAACAACCAAAUGUUGAUAGUAAUAAUAAUAUUAUAAUACAUAUAAGAGAAAUUGGACUUAAUUAUUUUGGAGAUAGUCUAGAUGAAUCAAAUGCAUCUAAUGAUGUAACUGGAAUUAAUAUAUGGGAAUCGUGUCUUGUGGCUAGUCGAUGGUUUAGUGAUUUAUGUUUAGAAAAUUUUUUUUUUAAUAAAAAUAUUUUAGAAAUUGGUGCUGGUAGUGGUAUGGCUAGUAUUACAUUAUUUAUAUAUUCACAUCUUUACAAUAAUAAUAAUAAUGAGAAAGGUAUAAAUAAUUUAAUAAUUAGUGAUAUAAAUAAUAUAACAUUAAAUAAUAUUAAACAUAAUUUAUUAUUAAAUGAAAAUAUAUUAAAUUCUAUUAAUUUAGAAUGGAAGAAUAAAAUUACAGUUACUAAUAUCGAUUUUACAAAUAAAAAUACAUAUCCACAAAAAAAUAAUGAAAUAAUAAAAUAUGAUUGUAUAAUCGCUAGUGAUAUUAUUUAUGAUCAUAAAAUAGUAUCAUCUAUUAUAUAUUUAUUAAAUACAACUCUACAAAUUAAUGGAACCUUUCUAUAUGUUUGUAAAAAAAAUAGAGACGGUAUACAAUUAUUUAUAAACGAAUUAAAAAAUAAUAAUUAUACUAUUCAUUAUUUUACACCUCCAAAUGAAUAUUUUAAAAAUCCUUUUCUUAAUUUAUCACAAAAUUUAUUUAAUAUGAAAUUCUCAGAGUUUGAUGAUCAAGAAAAUUUUAUUAUGAUGAAAUGUCACAGGUUAUAA
Plasmodium gaboni is the source of this 1932-nucleotide messenger RNA. RefSeq names its product putative methyltransferase. Gene Ontology annotation, molecular function: protein binding. The transcript has a single exon. Gene Ontology annotation, cellular component: cytoplasm; nucleus. The coding region runs from base 1 to 1932 and encodes 643 amino acids. Lineage: Eukaryota; Apicomplexa; Aconoidasida; Haemosporida; Plasmodiidae. The record is from RefSeq and is a predicted model, not a curated record.